AUGAGGUACAUGACAGCGCGAUCGAUAGCGAUGCUUCUUCUUAUGUUGGACAAAUUGCUGACGGAAAGAAUAGGUAUUAACAAUUAUUUCCGACUGUUCAACGACGUCCACAGAUAUUAUCGCACGUCCUGCGUUAUUUUCGUGCGAUCUGGCAACUCCGAUUUGAGCACGACGACAUUGGUGCACAUGUGGUCGCGGGAAUUCUCACGACAACGAGUCAUGACCAUGAUGACAACUUUCUCGGAUCUGACGAGCAAGUACAAUAAAUACCAGGAAAAUGUCACGCGGCCUUUGUUCGUUGUUCUUCUCGAAAUCGGAGAAACUAUGGCCGAGUUCGCUAAAACCACGAGAAGCAUAAGGCCCAUCUCCUUCCCCAUCUGGUUUGUCGUGUUCCUUCAAUGUCCUGGAAAUCCCCUCGAGGAGCACUGUACGCAACCUACCGAUAACCCUCCUGGUCAUGUCAAAGAUCCAGUGUUUUUAAAAAUGUAUAAGUUAUUGGAGAAAAAGAAGUUUUUACCGGAAUUACCACUGGACGGGUUCAAGCAAAUCUGCCAGCAGAAGAACUUGGCAUUUUACAUAUCGGAAAUAGUCAAAGAACACUUCAACAUGUAUAUACAAUGUAACCUUGUAUACAUUGAUACCAAAAGAAUCCAAAAUAUAGGGAUAACGCUAUCAAAAGGAAAUCCUUACACUGACUUUAUAAAUUAUCACUUGCAGCGAUUUCAGAGUAAUGGCGUUAUGAACAAAUUGCGAGACAAGUAUCUCGCAAAAAAUCCCUCGAAUAAGAUGACUUAUUAUGUAAUCGAUAUAAAUGAUGUAACGCCGGUUCUGACGAUGAUAAUGGGCAGUAUGGUUCUGGCACUAUUUAUUUUGAUAAUCGAAAAAAUGUAUUAUUUGUCUAAAUUUCGAUCUAAGAACAAGAAAUCAUCUGUUAAAAAAUUGAGUUACAAUCUUAGCGUAAAGAAUAAUCUGUGAAAGGGAUUACAACGAGAAGAUUUUACAAUUUCAAGGAUUUUAUAAUAGAUUGAUUGACUAUUGGCCACAAUAAAUGAAUGAACCGCUAUAAAUUUUAUAAGGAUUUUUUGUAUAUGAAUUUACAAUUUUCAUAAUUAACUUAAACAUCACAUAAUUAUAUUUUUUUUAUAAUUCUCAUGCAUAAGAAUAAGAGUGAAAUAAAGAUCUGAUGUAUUAUACAAUUUAGAAAUAUUUUAAUCUUUGUGGAACUAGAUUUUAGUCAAUCUUUUUACUAUUUAUUGAAAUUUAUGACAAUUUUUUUAUAUAAUUAUAUUA
Molecule: messenger RNA, 1290 nt
Organism: Wasmannia auropunctata (little fire ant)
Lineage: Eukaryota; Metazoa; Arthropoda; Insecta; Hymenoptera; Formicidae
Exons: 6
Coding region: 1-975 (324 amino acids)
Source: RefSeq, a predicted model, not a curated record